Messenger RNA from Nannospalax galili (Upper Galilee mountains blind mole rat), 682 nucleotides. Its product is annotated as dimethylaniline monooxygenase [N-oxide-forming] 5-like. Lineage: Eukaryota; Metazoa; Chordata; Mammalia; Rodentia; Spalacidae. The coding region runs from base 188 to 682 and encodes 164 amino acids. The transcript is spliced from 4 exons. The record is from RefSeq and is a predicted model, not a curated record. Gene Ontology annotation, molecular function: NADP binding; N,N-dimethylaniline monooxygenase activity; flavin adenine dinucleotide binding.
UCGGUGGGCGGGUGUUGACUCAAAGGAGGUGGGGCGCCACAGCCCCUCCCUAUUGGCAGAGCUGCUGUUUAUACUUUUCUUUAAUAGCACAAAGUCUGAGAGGUCACUGCGGUGAGGAGCCAGGUACGAGAGGAGCAGCACCUAGAGAAGGUGACAGGGACCCUGUCAGCAAAGUACUCCAGAGACCAUGACCAAAAAAAGAGUUGCUGUGAUUGGGUCAGGAGCCAGUGGGCUCACUUGUAUCAAGUGCUGCCUGGAGGAAGGCUUGGAACCAGUCUGCUUCGAAAGGAGUGAUGACAUUGGAGGACUCUGGAGGUUCCAGGAAAAUCCCGAGGAAGGAAGGGCCAGCAUUUACAGAUCAGUGAUCAUCAACACCUCUAAGGAGAUGAUGUGCUUCAGUGACUACCCCAUCCCAGAUCAUUUUCCCAACUUCAUGCACAACUCCCAGGUCCUGGAGUAUUUCAGGAUGUAUGCCAAAGAAUUUGACCUUGUAAAGUAUAUCCAAUUCAAGACCACUGUGUGCAGUGUGAAAAAAAGGCCAGAUUUCUCUACUUCAGGCCAAUGGGAGGUAGUCACAGAGUGUAAAGGGAAAAAGCAGGUGGAUGUCUUCGAUGCAGUCAUGGUUUGCACUGGCCACCACACUGAUGCUCACCUACCCCUGGAAAGCUUUCCUGGUGAGUGA